GCUCUUCCUUUGCGGAAUAUUUUCAUCAUCUUCAACAUGACUCUUGAGGAGGUUCUGAUCCAGAAACCCGAGCGUGCUCAGUGCACCGGCAAAGCCCUGGAGGAGGUCUUGGUGUCCGCUAAAGACAACGACUCCCUCACCGUCGGUGUCUACGAGUGCGCCAAAAUCAUGAAUCUUGACCCGGACAGUGUGUCUUUCUGCGUCCUGGCCAUGGAUGAGGAGUUUGAGUGUGACAUCGCUCUGCAGAUCCACUUCACCCUCAUCCAGUCCUUCUGCUUCGACAACGACAUCAGCAUCGUCAGAGUGAGCGACAUGCAGCGUCUGGCUGAGAUUGUUGGCGACAAGGCGGAGCAGCUUGAAGAUGCCCACUGCGUCCUCAUCACGAACCCAGCUGAUGGGUCUUGGCAGGACCCUGCUCUAGAGAAGCUGCACCUGUUCUGUGAGGAGAGCCGCCGUCUGAACGACUGGGUUCCUGAGAUCAACCUCCCCGAGCCUUGAUCUGGGACUCGGCUCCUCUCUUGCUCAGAUGCUGUAAAGCUUCUUAUCUGGAAAUACUCAUCCUGAUGAACAGGAUGACCCUGUUUCUGCUCAUCCCUGGAUACUCCUGAGGAGGAUUCCCGUCCAGGCAGCACGGCGCCGGCCCGAGGGGCCCCCGUGGAUCGUCGCCUCUUGUCCCGUCCAUGCCAAGAUGACUCUCAUUCUUUAUG
Molecule: messenger RNA, 707 nt
Organism: Micropterus dolomieu (smallmouth bass)
Lineage: Eukaryota; Metazoa; Chordata; Actinopteri; Centrarchiformes; Centrarchidae
Product: growth arrest and DNA damage-inducible protein GADD45 gamma-like
Exons: 3
Coding region: 37-498 (153 amino acids)
Biological process (GO): regulation of cell cycle
Cellular component (GO): nucleus; cytoplasm
Source: RefSeq, a predicted model, not a curated record